Molecule: messenger RNA, 544 nt
Organism: Lingula anatina
Lineage: Eukaryota; Metazoa; Brachiopoda; Lingulata; Lingulida; Lingulidae
Product: microfibril-associated glycoprotein 4
Source: RefSeq, a predicted model, not a curated record
AUGAAUGCGCGAGUCGCCGUCCUCGUGUGCUUCGGUUUGGCGCUUCAUCGAGUCGUCGCAACUGGUGAUUCGAGCGCAAAAAGCAACCGAUUUCUUUUCUCGUCAACGGGAUUAGCCAGCGGGUCCUCUCUGUCUGUUCUGAAGGACUCCGAGGCAGCCAGUCUGACAGACUGUACCCGGCAAUGUUCUGAAAACCACGAACUGUGCUCGGUUUCGGCGAUCGCCAGCGGCCAGGGAGUUCGUCAGUGUAUUACCUACAGUAACACGCGAGUGGUUGGAACAGUGGGAGAGGUGGCGGCAAACUGGACUGUGGCAGAAAAUUUCACUGAUGUGGAUGAUACCUUGACUAAAUGGUCCUAUGCUUUAGACUGUAGUGAGUUGUACUCCCGCGGUUUCACCACGGACGGGCAGUACUUGAUCCGCCCAGACCCCUCGCAGGCUGUGGUGAAGGUUUGGUGUGAUAUGACGGACUCCCCGGGAGGCUGGACGGUGUUCUUCAAACGUUACGAUGACUCUGUGAAUUUUCACUCACACAACUGGGCGG